ACAGCCCCAGCAGCUCGGCGAAGCGGCGGCGCGACUCCUGCAGGCUGGCGAUCGGCGCUGGGCUGGCCGGAGGCGGCGGCGGCGGCGGCCCGGUGGCGGCAGCUGCGGGCCUCGCCAUGUGCCCCUGCUCCCUGCCCGGCCGCCCCCCGGCCGCGUGUGUCUGCCCCACCACCUCCACCACCUCAAGCGGCGGCAGCAGCAGCGACGGCGACAGCCCGGCCGGGGCGCGCGUCUCCGCGGCGCAGCUCACCGCGGCGCGCCUCAAGGCGAUCGGCGAUGACUUGCAAGCCAGGACGGCGCCCAGGGCUGCGCGGAGCCGCCGGGCGUCCGCCGGCACCGGCCUGGCCACCUCCUUGGCACUGCUGGCCGCCUUGGCCUGGCUGAGCCGCAGGGGCCGCGCGUAGGGCGGACGGAGCGACGGCGCCUCGACGGGCGGCCGAGCAAGUCAGUGGCACCGGUGGCAGGCUGAAGGAAGAUCUAGGUGCUUGGGAAGUUUCCCCUGUUCCUGCCAGAUUCCCGCGCCUGAACAGCGGACGUGAAGAGUGGGAUAGAAGAAGAAGAAGGUUGCUGGGAGAGAUCCCCGAGUGACGCGGACGGAGGGAGCUGCAGUGCAGUCUGGCAGUGGAACGCAGACAGGCGUCCGAACACGCUUUUGUACAGAAGAAGAAUGUAAACCCUCCUGUGGUCAAACGUCCAUCCGUGCAUGCCUUGUACAGCAGAGGUCUGAGUGGCGUGUGAGUCGCUGGGUUAGUGGUCCCCUCCCGCACAGCUCCCCUUAGGCUGCGGGUGUCACUUCCCCUUUCCCCAAAGCAGAGAGGCAUCAUGCUGUAUUUGACAUGACCAGGAGCUCCUUUGAGCUGUUAUUCGUAAUAAUAUCUGGUCAUGGGGUGGGGGUGUGCACGGCCCUGGGAAGAAGCAGUCUGUGUGUGUGCGUGUAGAUAUAUAUAAAUAUAUUAUAUAUAGAAAGAGGUGGAGUGUACAUAUCUCAGUCUAAAGGUGCAGGAGGGAGGGCCAAUAAGGGUUAUCUAGACCUUUUGUUUUCUGGUGCUACAGAUAAGAUUUGCCUGGAGCGAAAGUGUCUCCUUGGUGCUAUUUUGUUUUUUUCUUAAAUGAUCUUUAGUCUAUAAUGUGGAACUGGGAGAUGUGUAUUUUGAUAAUUUAUAUUUCUAGGUAAGGAAAGGGUGCUUUUUGUCAUUAUGUCCAUCCUUUUCUGACAAUUGAAUAGCUUUACUUUAACUUCACCCCAGAGGUCCUCAAAACUUUUUGAGUCUGUGGGAACCUUUGGAAUUCUGAUAUAGUGUGGUCACCACAGCCACAAAAUGGCUGCUGCAGGAGGCGGAGCGCAUCACAAAAUGGCUGCCACAGCUUACCUUCAGUGAAGAUCCUUGUGCUGUAGUGCAGCUGCUGCCAAAGCAGCAUUUUACAAACUCUGCAGAGCCAAUCAAAUCUCCAGUGGUCAAUCAGAAUCUUUGCUGGGCAAAAGC
Messenger RNA from Heteronotia binoei (common prickly gecko), 1484 nucleotides. RefSeq names its product harakiri, BCL2 interacting protein (gene HRK). The coding region runs from base 117 to 404 and encodes 95 amino acids. The record is from RefSeq and is a predicted model, not a curated record. The transcript is spliced from 2 exons. NCBI's taxonomy places the organism in Eukaryota, Metazoa, Chordata, Lepidosauria, Squamata, Gekkonidae.